Messenger RNA from Racocetra persica, 252 nucleotides. Lineage: Eukaryota; Fungi; Glomeromycota; Glomeromycetes; Diversisporales; Gigasporaceae. The record is from the annotation of a GenBank genome assembly.
AUGUCGGAAACAAAUAAUUAUACGUUGAGUGAAAAAGAAAAGGCUCUUGCAGGACUUCCAUACUUAUCUUGUACUGAAGAGCUUGUUAAUGACCGACUUGAAACUAGAGAAAUGCUUUAUGAAUUUAAUAAUUCUAAACCAGUUCGUCGUGAUACUGUUGAAUAUCGUGAGGGCAGGGAAAAAAUGAUUCGUCAAUUAUUUGGUAGUGUUGGUAAAGAUGUUGAAAUCGAACCGCCAUUCUAUUGUGAUUAU